Molecule: messenger RNA, 3537 nt
Organism: Lycium barbarum (goji berry)
Lineage: Eukaryota; Viridiplantae; Streptophyta; Magnoliopsida; Solanales; Solanaceae
Exons: 4
Coding region: 286-3252 (988 amino acids)
Source: RefSeq, a predicted model, not a curated record
CCCCCGGCCCGCACCCCAACACACAAAACACACAACACACAACACCUUCUCUUUCUUUGUCUUAAAGAACCUUACUUUCAGUGAGACUCUAAUCUUUUGUUCAGUUUUAUGAGGAUCUCACCUUCUUCAAUGGUCUUACCAAACUAUCCACGUUGUGUUUCAUUAAUAUUACUAUAAUACUAUCACUCUUUUUAUAUUUUUUCCUUUUGGCCUAUAAUUCUCCAUGAUUCUUGAUAUGCUGUAAUACUCCAAGAAAGGGGUAUUGACAAGAUGUGGGUCUGAGGAAUGGAAACACAAGUUCAUUGUAAAGGCUACAUACCAGCUUAUUACUCCAUGAGCUACCUUAGUGAGGAUUCAAACAAUAGAUGGCCCCUACAUUAUGGAGAGAAAAUCUAUACAAAGGCCCAAUACUGUAACGGUUUCAUGUCAAGCACUACGAUAGAUGCAGAUCCUGGAUAUGAUAAGGAUGUUCUAAAGCAGAAAAUACUUGAACACGAGGAAACAUUCAAGAAUCAGGUAUUUGAACUUCAUCGCCUUUACAGAACUCAGAGGAAUAUGAUGUAUGAAAUUAAAAGGACUGGAUUGCCAUCAUCUUCAUCAAGCAUUCUUGGAUCCCAUCUACUACCUAAAGACGCUUGGAAAUGCCAUAUCACCAGCUUCCCCUUGGCAAAUUCAAGUUAUGCAAGACCAUCUAUAUCUGGUACUGAAAUUGUAAAUUCUCCCUUGAGUUCUGCAAAAGUGAACGCUGUACAGUCUGGUCAAGUUCAAAAGCAAAAUGGUCUCUCUUCAAUGAUCUUUGAAGCUUUGGAGGCUAGGCCCUCAAAAGUACGGAAAAAGAUGUUUGAUCUUCAACUUCCAGCGGAUGAGUACCUAGAUACAGAUGAAGUUGAGCAGUUGCAAGAUAAUGAAGGAUCGUUCUAUCCAAGUUCCCGUGCUAAUGGAAAUGAUAAAGUUUCCCUAGACAGUUGUAAAAAGAGUGAUAAAAAAGACGCUUCAGCAUCCAAUUCAUGUUUGAAAAGCUCAGUCCAGUUGACUGACCUCAAUGAACCAGCUCAGCUUGAAGAAGUAACCGCAUCACCUGUUGAUCUUCUUGGAUAUGGUAAUAGUCAUAAGGAGGCUAGAAGCCUAAAUGCUUCGGCUAAAUCAAAUCCAGCAUUUAUGGGUUUUCCUAGAGAAACCACAUGGAACUCCCAUCAGACAAGCCCUAGUAAAGGCAAAGAGAGGGACUGGUUCUCUUCUACAAAUGAGACAGGUAACAUUAAAGGUAGCUUGAAUCCAGUACCUCAUAGUUUUUCACACGACAAGUUCCCUACACCUUGCCACCUGGCACAGGUAAUGCUUGACAAAGCCUCUCAACCUCCCGGGGUUCAAUCACCUCACAGUAUUAAGGAUGACAUAUGGAAAGAGAGAGCAGGGAAUGGUUUAGACAGCUUUCACAGAAAUCAUGAGAAGUUCGACUAUACCUAUGGUACACCAUUUAUCACUUCCCAGACAGCUAGUCCUAUUCCAUUCGGUAAUACCUGGGAGUUUAAUAAUUCAUUGUCACACACACUUUCUUCUUGGGGUAAACCAAGUGGCUUUUCUGCAAGGCUAUCAUCAGGGCAUACAAACCAGUCAUUGAACUCAUGUGCCAUGGUGAGUAAGAGUCCAACGUCACCCCAGUGCCUUGACAUUUCUGGAGACAAGUGGCAUAUUGGUGGAAGUUCUAGGUCGAAUCUUGGUGUGGCUACUGAUCGCUCCGUCAGGAAUGGAUUUUACCAUGGGUCCUCAUCAGUGCCCAAAAUAUCACCACCUUGCUUCUCUGUUGCUUUCGACUCUCGAAAGCAAAACAAGAGUGACAAUUUGACAUCUGACCGCUCCUUUAAUAAUGGAUGCGAGAAGUUUCUUAUUACCUCCAAUAGUAUUGACUUGACGUCCGAAAGAGAUUUCGAUUUGAAUGUACUAUCAAAGAGUGAAGUAAAUGAGGAACUUUCCAGGAGAGACCUUGAGUUGGUUGAUGCAAAGAAAGAGCCUCAAGACUGUAAACCGGAGUUGCCGUGGCUUAAAGCUAAACCAAGUUCAACAGCUGUGGAAGAUCGCAACAUGAAGGCCACAAAGGAGUUGGGGGAAACCCGAAGUGUCAGGAAAAUUAUGGGAGUUUCAAUUCCUGAAAUUCCAUGUGCUUCCAAAAAUGAGUCAUCUUCGUUUGUUUCCACUUCUGCUACUCUUCGAUCCUCACCUGAGGAAGAAAACAGCAAACAUGAAGGGAGGAGAAUAGUGAUUGACAUUAACAUAGCUUGUGGCCUUUCUAUGGUUGAUCCCGAGAAACAGGCUGCUACGGAAGCGGUGGUUGCUGAGACAGCAAUGGAGACAAAAGCUACCAUUAUCAGAAAUUCCUUCGAUUUGAACUCAUGUGUUACCGAAGAUGAAGAUGCAUUCUUUGUCGAAAGCAAUAAUGUCAAUGUGAGGACCAUCGUCGAGAUAGAUCUGGAAGCUCCUUCUGUUCCGGAAACUGAGCUAGACAAUUUGUCUGAAGAAAAAGACCAACAAAAUGAGCUAACACAGGAUGAAGUUGUCAGGGUCGCAGCGGAAGCAAUGGUUUCCAUUUCAUCAUCCAGUCAAAUAUAUCAAAUGUCAAGCGAUCCAUCUAAUGAUCCUCUGGGAUCCCUAGGUUGGUUUGUUGAUGUAGUCAUUUCUUUGGAGAAUGAACCUGAAAGCAAGUCUAAAGAAAUAAUAUCCGAGGAUGCUGUGAUUGUUGCGGGGGCUAUUACUACUGUGGAAAUGGAUUACUUCGAGGCAAUGACAUUGCAACUAGAAGAGACCAAGGAGCAAGACUACCUGCCCAAGCCUUUUGUUCCCGAAGUCCAACAUAUGGAAGAUGUAGGACCCAGGUCACUAACAAAUCGACCCCGAAGAGGAAAUGGAAGGUGGGGAAGACAUCGGAGGGACUUUCAAAGGGAUAUCCUUCCCGGACUGGCUUCCUUAUCAAGGCAUGAAGUGACUGAAGAUAUUCAGACUUUUGGAGAGUUGAUGAAAGCUACAGGGCAUUCUUGGAACUCACGACCAAAGAGAAGGAAUGGCACCAGAAAUGGAGGUACGAGGGGAAGGCGGACCCCAGUAAGCCCUCCUUUAAAGCAGAAAUUGAGUAACAUUGUGUCCAGUUUGGAGGACAAAAGCCUAACAGGAUGGGGCAAGACGACUAGACGUCCAAGGAGGCAAAGAUGCCCGGCAGGUCAUCCUCCUCCCGUCCCAUUAACUAAACUAUGUGAAUGAGGCAGUAAUUUAUCAACUCAUGAUUUAUAGAGAUGAGGUAACAUAUUAGGGAGUUUGUUUAUGUAUUUCGGUGUGAAGUUGUUAGCUAUGGGUUUCCUUGUAAAUGUCUUUGUAGCCCAUAAUUUGGGACACCAUCAUUAUGUGAUGUCCAUUGGGUUAUUGAUUCUGUAUUCAGGACUAAUGAUGCCUAAUGUUACUGGAUCAAAAGCAUUCCCAGAUGCAUCUUUUGGAUGUAUUUAGAAAAAAAUCGCAAUAUCAGGUCAAAAUAUUUCUUCAACUGAAUAA